AUGGAUAAUGCUAAAAUUGAAGGCAUAAAAAUUAACUGCUUCGUAUCAGAUUCAGCUGGCAAAUACGCAGCUGCAAGUAAACUAUCAUGGCAACGAUUUAUAUCAAAAAAUACUAAUGAGAUUAAAACACUUUCACCUGAUAUUAUAUCGAUUAUACAAAAUUCACACCUUUGGAACUGGCUUUACGAUCUUCAGGAUUUGCUAUUUCCUUUGUAUUGUGUAUUAAAUAAACUUCAGAAAGAUGUCGCAAGGUUGUAUGAAGUUGCACAUUGUUUUGGAUGGCUUGUUAAGGUUUUUAAAAACCAUGAUAAUGAAGAUUUUUCAGAUCAUAUGGAACAGCUAUUACUUUUAUUAUCAUUAGGUUUGCACCCAAAUUAUCAGCUUUCAAAGUUUUCUUCCAAAAUACCAAAACGCAUUUUGUGUGAAUUUUUAUUAUACCAGAGAGAAGUAUUUCCUUUCAAUAAAGAAACUUACAGUCAAUUUGAUAAGAACAUUAUUGAUUUUUGGGAAUCAGCAAGAGGUCUCACACCAGAACUAUCUCGACUAGCUUUACAAUUAUUCGGAAUAUGUGAAGAUAUUUCACAAGAAUUAGAGGAACCUUUUACAAGUAAUAACAAAAUUGGUUCACAAACUUCUAACAAUCUGCCAAUUGAACCUGACAAUCCACAAAUUAAACCUGAUGAUCUGCUAACUGAGCCAAGUGAAAUGACUGAAUCAAAAUUGACUAAAGCAGUUGAAAUAACUGGAGAAGGCAUGAUAAAUGAUUCUGAAACCUCUGAUGAUAAAGAGCAUUGGUCGAAUGUAGUUGAGGAUUGGAUUGAAACAUUGGAUCUUGAAAAUCGUUUAGAAAAUGGCGAAAUUGUCAGUGAUGAACCACCAGAAUUUGAAUUUUGUAGACGCAUGAUUUAUCUAGCAGAUGAUCCAUUAGCAAAAUGGAAUUUGUCAGAAUUAUUCGAUAAUUCACUGGAUGCACCUAUUUUUUUUGUUUUUUAG
Messenger RNA from Cetraspora pellucida, 993 nucleotides. The record is from the annotation of a GenBank genome assembly. NCBI's taxonomy places the organism in Eukaryota, Fungi, Glomeromycota, Glomeromycetes, Diversisporales, Gigasporaceae.